Molecule: messenger RNA, 888 nt
Organism: Hyaloperonospora brassicae
Lineage: Eukaryota; Oomycota; Peronosporomycetes; Peronosporales; Peronosporaceae
Source: the annotation of a GenBank genome assembly
AUGUACCGACGAGGAAGAACGUUGCGUCGCUAUGGACGCGACGAGUGGCAGCGCACGCCACUGUACGUCAAGGCGCUUGUAAUUGGGUCGGCGACGAUCGGCGGCUUAUACAUCGCCAGUCACGUCGAGACAAUGCCACACAACGGCCGCCGUCGCGUCAUGCUGCUCUCGCCCGCGUACGAAGAGCGAUUAGGUGAACGCGCGUACCGGGAGAUCCGAAGUAGCUCUCGACUGCUGCCGCCGUCGCAUCCGAUGGCGCGUGCAGUGGCGCGUGUUGGCCGCAAAAUCGUUGAAGAGACACAUGUGCCGUUUAUGCAGUGGACGUUCCAUGUCAUUGACGCCAAAGAGCCCAAUGCGUUUUGCCUUCCUGGCGGCAAAGUGUUUGUUCACUCGGGACUCUUCAAGGUACUACGCAAUGAGGACGCGCUCGCAGCGGUUAUGUUCCACGAAGCUGCGCAUGGCAUCGCGCGACACGGCGCAGAGAAGAUCUCGUUCAGUUUGCUCGUGUACGGACUUUUGGCGCUGCUUUUUCCGGACUAUGGCCAGAUUAGCGACCUGAUGGUAAAGCUGGCGGUGGAUCUGCCGUUCUCCCGCAAGUUGGAAUUGGAAGCCGACUCGAUCGGUCUGCGUCUCAUGGCCCAAGCGUGCUACGAUCCUCGCGCUAGCAUCCAAAUGAACACGUCGUUGGGGCAGCUGGACAAGGGCUCACAGUUCAAGUACUUCUCGACGCACCCACCCAGUGCAGAGCGAGUGCAGGCACUACGAGAGCAAUUGCACAGUGCGCUCGAUAUAUACGAGGCGUCUGACUGUGGGUCGCGGAAGAAAGACUUUGCCAAAGCGAUGGAACCAGCUUUUUCGCCUCGAGGCAAUGCCGCCAAUGUCUGGUAG